AUGGAAAACGGUAGACCUGACAGUGACUUUGCAUCGAGACAGGAUGACCCUUUCCUACAAUUCAAUGGUUUACUGUACAAUUUUGAGUUUGGUUCGCCCAUCAGUCGAAACUCUCGCAUUUUCGAGGCUGGUUCGUCCGAUGAAGCAAAUUCGUAUAGUCGAUAUAGGCCUCGAAACCCGGCAGCGAGGGCUAAAAAGUCUCGAUAUUCAUGGGGUGGAUUUGAUCUUGCACAUCGGAAUCAAGAUGCGGAAUCUCAAGAUGAUUUGAUUGCUAUUUUGGAGCAUGACGAGUCGAACAUGAAUGAAGUUACUGCUGCGGCUCCUGCACCCAGUUCUUCUUCCCGGACUCAAAGGACGACACCCCAGAGAAGAUCUCGCUAUCAAGACAAUCGUCGAGGUGGCAUUGUGGUGGAUGACAUUCUCGCAGAUUCGAUUGCCAUUGGUGCUACUGUCCAUAGGGACUCUCACACCAACCUCAACGCUAAUACCCAUGACAACAACAAUGAUAACACCACAGAGAUUAUUCAAGCGUUCAUUCCUCAGGGAAACACCCCAGAACCGUCUGAAACCCCCACACCAGAAAAGAAACGCAACAUCAUUCGACGGUGGUCAUUAUCCUUGUUUGGUAGGCGGAAGAUUGAUACAAUGUCAAGAGGUUCAAUAGAAGUUCAAUAUCCUCAUCCUCCUCCACUUCCCAGCUUGCAGGAGUGCGGCCUUCGACGUCUCCAUGCGUCCGGCAACACCAUGGCGCGGAAAGGCUCUGGUCCAGAUGGCCCUCUUCAGACAGCCCUAAUGGAAUCUACGUCUGCAGCCACUAUAAGAGCUGCUGACGGCUAA
Molecule: messenger RNA, 837 nt
Organism: Talaromyces stipitatus ATCC 10500
Lineage: Eukaryota; Fungi; Ascomycota; Eurotiomycetes; Eurotiales; Trichocomaceae
Exons: 2
Coding region: 1-837 (278 amino acids)
Source: RefSeq, a predicted model, not a curated record